AUGACAUCGCACGCCCUUCUCACUGCCUUCAACGCAGCCAAGCCCGCGCUCGGCGCGUGGAUCACCCUAUCUGAGCCUCUUACGGCACGCCUCGUCGCAGGGUCGUCGCCUCAUCUUGACUGGGUCGUCAUCGACUGCGAGCAUGGGCUCAUUUCGCUCAAUCCGGGAGCGUCGAACUCUAUCCAGGCGAUCAUGAGCCUUGGGGAGAAGGCACCGAGCGCGCUCGUACGUAUCCCGGCAACGGGUGCGAGCGCAAGCACGAGCUGGCAGAUCAAGUAUGCGCUCGAUGGAGGCGCGAGGGGUGUUCUUGUGCCUAUGGUUGAGAACGCGGCCAAGGCACGCGAGAUCGCUUCGGACGCGCGAUUCCCUCCUGUUGGACGGCGUGGGUUUGGCUCCCCAUUCAACCAUGGCUUCUGGGGGCUCUCCGCGGCGGAGUACAUGCAAGGGGCAAACGAGUCUGUUAUCGUGAUGGUACAAAUCGAGACCAAAGCCGGUGUGGAUCACGUCGAAGAGAUAGCAGCUGUCGACGGUAUCGACGUUCUGUUUAUUGGUCCAUACGAUCUAUCUUUGGGGCUUGGGUACCCACCCCCGUCGCCUGACCCGCACCCUGAGGUCGAGAAGGUCAUUCAUCAAAUCAAAGAUGCCGCUCACAGCAAAGGAAAGAAGUGGUGA
This is a messenger RNA of Coniophora puteana RWD-64-598 SS2, 672 nucleotides long. Its product is annotated as phosphoenolpyruvate pyruvate domain-containing protein. The coding region runs from base 1 to 672 and encodes 223 amino acids. Lineage: Eukaryota; Fungi; Basidiomycota; Agaricomycetes; Boletales; Coniophoraceae. Gene Ontology annotation, cellular component: cytoplasm. The record is from RefSeq and is a predicted model, not a curated record. The transcript has 3 exons. Gene Ontology annotation, molecular function: aldehyde-lyase activity.